Molecule: messenger RNA, 1437 nt
Organism: Elgaria multicarinata webbii
Lineage: Eukaryota; Metazoa; Chordata; Lepidosauria; Squamata; Anguidae
Product: retinoic acid-induced protein 3-like
Exons: 4
Coding region: 168-1235 (355 amino acids)
Biological process (GO): G protein-coupled receptor signaling pathway
Cellular component (GO): plasma membrane; extracellular exosome; intracellular membrane-bounded organelle
Molecular function (GO): G protein-coupled receptor activity; protein kinase activator activity
Source: RefSeq, a predicted model, not a curated record
AAGAACGGCAGGAGGGAGCAGAGACAGUUUGCUGAGUGGGCAGUGCAGGUAUUUCCCUGUUUUAGCCUCUGCAACUGAAGAAGGCUCAUCCUGUGGUUUGAAGCCAGGGCUCAGUCAAGGUCUUCUGUUCAGAAAAGCCAUCCACUUCAGGGCUAUCUUUAGGCACCAUGGCAACCCAUCCGCGUGGCUGUGGCAACAUAGAUAGUGACUAUUAUUUCCUCUGUAACAUGGACGCUGAUUGGGGCAUUGUUUUGGAAUCCCUGGCCACCGCUGGCGUUAUCGUCACAGCCAUCCUCAUGCUGGUGCUCCUUUUCCUGAUCAGCAAAGUUCAAGACAACGUGAAACGAAGUCUGAUCCCAGUCCAGUUCUUCUUCCUUCUGGGCACUCUAGGAAUCUUUGGCCUCACCUUUGCCUUCAUCAUCAAGCUCAAUGACACAACUGCCCCCACCCGCUUCUUCCUUUUUGGGGUCCUCUUUGCCCUCUGCUUUGCCUGUCUCCUUGCCCAUGCCUUUGACCUCGUCAGGCUGGUGAGAGGAAGACGCCCGUUGAAAGGAUGGCUGAUGCUGGUUAUCGCCAUCAGCCUGACCUUUGUGCAAGUGAUUAUAGCUGUACAGUACGUAGCCAUCAAUAGGAAUGAAAUAACGGGCCUGACAGGGGGUUCCGGAAUGGAUGGAAAACUACGUCAGGACUUUGUAUUACUCCUUAUCUAUGUGCUUUUCCUGAUGGCCCUCCUCUUUGUGGUUUCCAUGUUUGUUUUCUCUGGGUCUUACAAAAGUUGGAAGAGACAUGGUGUCCACAUCUGGCUCACUGCCUUGCUCUCCAUCUGCAUCUGGGUGGUGUGGAUCAGUAUGUUGAUGAGAGGCAACGAAGCUUUAGACAAAAAGCCAGAGUGGGAUGAUCCUGUUAUCAGUAUUGCUCUGGUAGUGAAUGGAUGGGUCUUCCUGGUUCUGUAUGCAGUGCCUGAACUCUGUUUCAUCACCGUUCCCUCAAAGCCUGGAGACUAUCCUGUCGAGAAUCACCUCUGCCAGCCGAAAGUCAUGAAAAAAACCUUUGGAGUAGAGAAUCAAGCCUAUGCUCAGGAGGACAACAUACAAGAUGAAAUUAAGGGGCAUGUUCCUUAUUCAACUCAUUUCCAGCUGAAGAACCUUGAACCCCAACAGGACUUCUCCAUCCCACGGCCUCAAACCCGGCCCAGCCCAUACCAAGGCUAUUCUGGCGGGAAAGGUGUCAAGUAGCAGCUCCGCAGUGAACAUUGGAGAAGCAAGGUGGAGACAGCCGAGGUGCUGGAAGCCAUCACGGAUAUCUCAGUGCUUCAGCUUUAUUAAAUCAGGGACGUAGUUCAGCACUACAGUGGACGAAGGAAGAUUGUUCGCACACACCCACACCACCUGUGCUCGCCUUUUAAAAUUUGUCUCUGCACAUUUAGCACUUUAUACG